AAAUCACAAUAAAUUCUCCAAAGUCCGACCGAGAGAACAGAGAGAGAGACUCAGAGGACAAGGGAGCGCGCGAAAACUAGGGAAAAGUGGAAAGAUGAUCAUUCCUGUUCGCUGCUUCACCUGUGGAAAGGUGAUCGGCAACAAGUGGGAUACGUAUCUUGAUCUUCUCCAGGCCGACUACACCGAGGGAGAUGCCCUUGAUGCAUUGGGAUUGGUACGGUACUGCUGCAGAAGAAUGCUAAUGACUCAUGUUGACCUCAUAGAGAAAUUACUUAACUACAACACUUUGGAGAAAACCGAGUCCAGUUGAGCUGGUGUUACCCUUGAAAGGGGUAUUUCUGUCUCCGUGGGUAUUAGAGCUUGUUCCACACCACAUUCUGCCUGUUACUAUUAUGUCAGUGUUUCAUGUUGGAAAUAGAAUGAGAACUUGAACACUGAAACAUAUCAUGGUUGUGUUAGCUAUGGAUUAGUGCUCCUCGAACCUAUACGGUAAUACAGUAAUCUGAAAAUAUGAAAUAGUUGACCUUCCAUCUUUGAUGACACAGUAAACCUCAUCUUGGUUCCCUGUUCUUUGGUAUUACAUGUAUGGCACUACCGCACUAGUACUUGUUAAACAGAUGAUCAUCUGGUAUUAUGGUUCUUUUGGUUUGAAGUUGGGUUUGCAUUUCUAUGGUUAA
Nelumbo nucifera (sacred lotus) is the source of this 677-nucleotide messenger RNA. Its product is annotated as DNA-directed RNA polymerases I, II, and III subunit RPABC5. Gene Ontology annotation, biological process: tRNA transcription by RNA polymerase III; transcription by RNA polymerase II; transcription by RNA polymerase I. The record is from RefSeq and is a predicted model, not a curated record. Gene Ontology annotation, molecular function: DNA binding; zinc ion binding. Lineage: Eukaryota; Viridiplantae; Streptophyta; Magnoliopsida; Proteales; Nelumbonaceae. Gene Ontology annotation, cellular component: RNA polymerase II, core complex; RNA polymerase I complex; RNA polymerase III complex.